AUGGCAGAGUCUGUGGACUACAGAGCCCUGUGGGAAAGGGCAGAGGCAGAACGGAAAAAUGCAGAGGAAGAACGCAAGAAGGCAGAGGAAGAACGCGACUUAUCCAGGAUUCACACCCAACUAUCCACCUUCGUUGAAUUCAUCCGAGCUAGUCACGUUCAUCUUUCCCAGCCUCUUCGUGUGCAAACUGACUUGGAAAUUUGUACCAAAGGUCCGUUGACGGGCCCCAAAGGCCGUUCAUGCCCAACACUUCUACGCCCUUGGACCCAAUUCCAAGAGCUACAAGAAAAGGUGUAUACGAAAGUCCUUGACUUACUGGAGCCUGCAGAAAGGCCUUCGCCGCGUCUCUUUACGUCACUCGCGGGCCUAGAGAAUCUACAACAGGAACUCCAUCUUGGCCCUCUGUCCAGUGAAGAGGACCUGAGAAUCUAUAGCUCCCUGGCGGUCGAAAAUCAAGUACAUCGGAUUCUGGAAAAGCUCAAAUCAAUUCCAGCGUCGAGUGUGGUUUUCCCUCGCCUCGGUGGUAUCUCUUUUGAAAACCAUUCAAAUGCACUAAGCGAGCGCCGAGCGCCCCGUCGUUCUCAGUCUGGCUCGAACCUGACUCGGUCCAACACUGACGGUUUCUGUGUACACCAAAUUGUGGGCGGUCAGAGGGAACUUCUGACCACUAUGGAAUACAAAGCAGCCCACAAACUGACAUCCCAACAACUAUGCGCUGGUCUGCGUGAAAUGAAUUUAUGGGAAGAUGUGGUGCAGCAGACGAGGAUACCCAUCGACUGGGAAGACAAACUACAGUACAUUGCGAAGCUUCGAGUCGGAACCAUAGCGUCGCAGGCCCAUGAUGCCAUGCUCAAGGAUGGAAUGCCAACCAUGGUCGUGUCGACCGGGAUUGACCAGGUAUACUUUCAUAUCCCUGAAGACAGACCUGAGAUCUUGGAAUAUUUUCAUGCGCAGCCAAAUCUUGAUGUCGAGUCAAUCCGCCAGACUGAUUGGGCUUUGCAACCCGUCACUGUCAUUGGGCGAAUGCUCUCUCUAUGUCUCAUGAGCUUGACGUCACCACCUCGGAGUCAAGCAUGGCGCAAUAAGGCAAUGGAUGAGACCCACACCUGGAUGGUUGACGUGGAGGAGAUCCUCAAACACUUUUCAGAGGAUGAGCUGCGCUCCAAUCCAUCAGGAUCGGAGUAUUUCCCUUCUUCGCCGUUAGGCCCAUCACCUGGCUCUCAGGGCCCGAACCGUUCUGCACGUCGACAACCCCCGGAUCAAAGUCGGAAGCGCGCCCGGAGUCGACUCCUUUCUUCUCCUACUCCUGGCCCGGCGACCAGGUCGAAGAUUAAACGACCCACCCAAUCUUCUGGUCCCGGAUCUGGGGAGGCAAUUGACGGGACUGAGGCGAUGGACUAUUGUACGCAGCCCUGUCUUCUCGGUCUACGGGACCAGGGCAAACUAGACUUGGAAUGCCCCAACGUUGAGCGGCAUCGCUGUUCCCAACGUACACAGUGCCAUCUGAUCGACCGUUUUGACUUCCUGCAACGUUUGGAAAAGCAACUCGACGAGAGUCUUGAUCACUAUAUUACCCCUAACGAGAUUCUCGCCUCUGGCGCGGUUCUCUCACGGGUGAUUUUGAUGCCCUACGGCUAUACAUUCAUCGGCAAGGGCACACCGGAUGAACUCCAGGAUGACACACCCCGGGAAGCGGAGGUCUAUGGAGCACUUCGUUCCUGCCAGGGCUCAAAAAUACCAGUUUGCUUGGGCGCAAUUGAUCUACAACGUACCUUCUUCGUGCAUCCCCAAAUAUGCAUCAAGCAACUGCUGCUACUAUCCUGGGCAGGCAAGCCAACCGAUAUCACACAAAUUGCACCAGGCGAAGCACGGGAAUCCUACCGGCGAGCGCUAAAGGCAAUCAAAGAUAGAAUAAGUGGUUACAACUCGAUGCAUCCAGGUAACAUCUUGUGGAACUCUCGCAGGCGUUGUAUUCAAUUUGUCAAUUUUGAGUCACCGGAAUGUCGUCCCCGAAAAUCGCUACUGGCACCAAGUAGGCCACGAAGAAAGCCUCCGAUGGGGGAAAAAACACGAUCACCGAAGCGACGUCGCGUCUGCUAG
This is a messenger RNA of Penicillium samsonianum, 2100 nucleotides long. RefSeq lists its product as uncharacterized. Bases 1 to 2100 code for a protein of 699 amino acids. The transcript has 2 exons. Lineage: Eukaryota; Fungi; Ascomycota; Eurotiomycetes; Eurotiales; Aspergillaceae. The record is from RefSeq and is a predicted model, not a curated record.